Molecule: messenger RNA, 2118 nt
Organism: Brassicogethes aeneus
Lineage: Eukaryota; Metazoa; Arthropoda; Insecta; Coleoptera; Nitidulidae
Source: the annotation of a GenBank genome assembly
UUGAAUUCAAAGAAAUUCGUUACAAAAAAUGAGCAUUUUAUUUGUUUACUUCGCAAAAAGAGCGUGAAAUAUUCGUAAAACCGAUGAUAAUCAGGUGAAAUAAAUAAAGUUAAGCAAGAAAUCAGUGAAAAUGGUUCGUUAUCCGGCCUUAAAAGGCCUAUUUGAGGUUGAGAAAACUAUAGGUUGCGGGGGAUUUGCAAAAGUUAAAUUGGCGACUCAUAUAGCUACAGGGGAGAAGGUUGCAAUUAAGAUUAUGGAGAAAAGAAUGCUUGGGGAUGAUUUGCCCAGAGUUAAAAUGGAAUUAAAGGCCUUACAGUCUUUAAAUCACGAACACAUUUGUAAAUUGUAUCAGGUGAUAGAAACUGAGACUCAUUUCUUUCUUAUCAUCGAGUAUUGUUCAGGUGGCGAAUUAUUCGAUCAUAUAGUUGAGAAAAACCGAUUAACUGAAUCGGAGAGUAGGAUGUUUUUUAGGCAAAUUGUUUCUGCUGUGGCUUAUUUACACAGCCUUGGUUAUGCUCACAGAGACUUGAAACCUGAAAAUGUUUUGUUGGAUAAAAACCAAAACCUAAAACUAAUAGAUUUUGGGCUUUGUGCAAGGCCUGAAGGGGGUGUGGAGAGCCCUUUAUUUACUUCCUGUGGCUCUCCAACUUAUGCAGCCCCUGAGCUAGUAAUGGGGAAGCAAUAUUUAGGCCCCGAAGUUGAUUUGUGGGCCAUGGGGGUUUUGUUGUAUGCUCUAUUAGUUGGGUCACUACCUUUUGAUGAUAUGCAAAUAGAUAGUUUAUAUAGGAAAAUAAUGAGCGGCAGAUACGAAGAGCCUUCCUUCCUUUCGCGAGAAAGCAAAAAACUGAUCCGCUCGAUGCUGCAGGUAGACCCGAAAAAGCGCGUCACCGUAAACGAGCUGCUCUCGCACCAGUGGCUCACGAUGGGCAUCUUGGACCCGGUUCUGAUCCAAACGGAGACGUCGAAGUUCUACGACAAGGAAUGCGUGAACGCAAUGGCCAAACAUUAUCAGGUCGAUCACGAGGUGAUGUGGAAGUAUCUGAACAGGUGGAAGUACGAUUAUCACACUUCGACGUAUUUGUUGCUGCUCAGCAAGAAGAAACGCGGGUCCACUUUGAAGUUGAGCAACGCUCACAAGUUGCCUCUCAGAGAAAGAAACAAAAACGAGAAGCCAAGUCUUGAAGUUCCAGAGAUAAAACCUACCUUGGGAACGCCGAAAUCUAAAAUUCCCACCUCAACUUUAAACACGCCCAAAAAAUUGGAUUUGCUUCAACUGCCUUUAACUCCGAAAUCCAGCGAUUUUAAUCAGCUUCCGUCCACCCCAAAGCAGGAAAAUACUCCUGGUACUCCUGCUCGACAAUUUCUUGAACCAAAGAGGCCUGUCAGCGCCAUCAGGAAGCCCAUGAAGAGGAUUAGGAGCCCCACGUUGGACGGAGAUGGAUCUCCAGUGCCUGCGAAAAAAGCAACCCCAGGAAAGUCGACCCCACUCCGCACACCCGAACACAAUAGUUGCCCAAGGACUCCUAAAAACGACCACAGUCAUCCAGGAUCGGCUCGAAGGAUGCUAGGCAGCAUAGAAAGGUCCUUGCACAAAGUCAGGGACGUAUUAACGCCCAAAAAACCCGCGCACGCUGGAGGAAACCCUCUGAACCCCGUACAACUCACCAACAAGAAUUUAUCUAAUGUUUCCACAACCCAAUGCAGAGAUCCAGAACACGUAAUAACUGAACUUUCAAAAGCUCUGGAAAGUAAAGGAAUCGUCUGCAACAGAAAAGGGUACAGGAUCAGGGGUAAAUUCGAGCCUAGUCAGCGUUUCAAGGGCUGCUCUUUCGAGCUGGAAAUCUGCUUGCUGCCUAACUUGAAGCCAGCCCCUCGAUUAUCGCAACAGCACGACAUAACGCCGAAGAAAACGACGCUCAAAAACGACGUCGCGUCGCGUCGUCCUGCAGCUGAUCAGCUGCAGGAAAAACCGUGCGUGGGCAUCAGGAGGAAGCGGCUAAAGGGCGACUCGUGGUGCUACAAAAGGGUGUGCGAACAGGUGUUGGCGUUGACAGCCACAGAGUUUAAGGACACUAUAGAAUCGUCAGUAUAAAAUGUUUUAUAGAUAUUAAAAAUAAU